Molecule: messenger RNA, 2680 nt
Organism: Closterium sp. NIES-67
Lineage: Eukaryota; Viridiplantae; Streptophyta; Zygnematophyceae; Desmidiales; Closteriaceae
Source: the annotation of a GenBank genome assembly
CCUGUUUUUGCUGCUAACGAUAAACCAUCACGGACCAACACGCACGCAACCUUGAGCAAACUCCACGCCUCGCAGACACUGAAGUACAGCGAUUAGGUAUUACGCCACGGUUUCCUUGUGCUAUUGUGAUCAGCAGUCGAACGGCAAGUCUACCGAACCCUCUCUCACGUGAACUUGUCCUAGCAAUCACUUGUGGCUUUGAUCCGCGAGUCCCCGAUUCGCUCGCUGUCCAGCAGGCGUAAUCAUGCACGCAGCAGAACGCGAACCAGGCCCUUUCCAUCCAAAACCCACGUUAGAACCAGUACCUAAAGCCAUACCCUGGACGGACGACGCCGGGAAUCCUCCUGGUAACGAUUGCAUCCAUCCUCCUUACUCAGCCUCGCCUUCCUCUCCUCCCCGUCCUGCUCCUCCAACACUUCCUCCCUUAGCUUCUCAUUCGCCGUCUACCCAUCCCCGGCCGCUGCAGCUCUCCCCGUCGAAGCAGCAGCACCCUUCUCCAGGCCUGCAGGCGUCGGCUGUUCAGCAGACCUCUCCGCUACCGCAGAUGCAUCUUACGCAACGGAUAUCGCCAGUGGCCGAGCCCCAGCCGCAGCCGCUGCCACUGGCACAGACGCAGCAACAGCCGCAGACGCAUGCGCAAGCGCAACCAUCGCAGCACCGAUCGCCCCAGAAGGCCGCCGCUAAGGCUGCGGAAUGUCAAGCUGUUCACACGGAGGAUCAUUUUGCUGCGCAACCCGCGGGUACUGCCAAGCGCCAGCUGCUGCCGCAACAGCAGCAAUCGCCGCCGAUCGUCACUCCAAUCGUGCCGCCUUCCCAUCACAUGAUGCCGCCGCCGCCGUCUUCUCUGCAGCACCGCCCGCCCCUGCCUCACCAUCUCCCCCCUCUCCCCCUCCCCCAAUGGCGCUCCGGACCCGUUGGCGGCAAGCCCGUGCCCUCCUCCUCUCUCUGGCCGCCUACCGGCUCCUUCCCUCACCCCUCUAUCUCUAGAGAUUACAUCCACUCUGCACAGCCGUUACCUCACAGCUACCCUCCUACAGACUGGGUCGCUGGCGGGGGCAACGAUACCAUAGAUCGCGGGGGCGGGGGAAUUGGCGGAGGCGGGGGAGUCGGCGGAGGCGGGCGCAGGUACAAGCGGCGGUCGUCGCGGCAGUCAGGCCCGCCUGUUCCGCACCCGCUCGGGUUGGACUACGGAGGCGGCCCCCCGCGCGGGUCCCGGAUGCGGCGGCCGGACAAGCAAGCGCAGGGGCCAGCGCAGGGGCAAGCGCAGUCGCAGGCGCGUCUGCCACGUCAGCCGCGCCAGCCGGCGCAGCUCCGGCAGCAGCAGCAGCACAAGAAGAUCUGGAAGCGCCGGCGGGCUCCGGGGCCGGGCUUUGCUUCCGCCGCUGCCGUCUCCCGGAGACGCGGAGGGGAUGUUGGAGGACGGCGAGUUUCGGCCGCCGCGCCUGCAGGAGCUGAAGCAGCGCAACCGCGUCGGAACGCGGAGGUUCUUCUCUAAGUUCCGCCGCCGGUACCCGCCGUCUUCCCAACAACAGCAACAGCAGCAACAACAGCAGCAGCAGCAGCAGUCGCAGUCGCAACAUGGUUCGAAGAUGCUUCCCUCCCCCAACGCCCCUCUGUCCAUGCCCAGCGCUCCGCGCAACACAACGUCCUUCAUCAUGCAGGCGCGCGGAGGCGCAGGCCCGCUGACCCCCGCAGGCGCUGGCGCAAGCGGAGUUGGCGCCGGCGCGUCCCCCUCCCCCGCCACAACCCCGCGGCUGCUCCCCACCCCCCUGGCGUCUUCUUCCCCCGCGCCGUGGGGAGUGGGUCUGUCGGGGAGCCAGGAUGGGGCGGGCGAAGGCGACAUCCGCGAGUUUAGAGUCAACCCGUACGGUUCUAUGAACGGGGUGAUUAGACUAAGGACGCCCGACGGAGAGGACGACGAUGACGGCGCCGGCAUGUUUGGCGGCGGCGGCGGCGGUAUGGGCGGUAUGGGCGGAGCUGGUGGAUUUUUCCGUGCUGGUGGCGGCGCGGAUGGCGGGGAUGAUUCGGAGGGGAGCGCGGGGACGGUGGAGAAAGGGCCGUCUCGAUCGACGGGCGGCUCGGGGGAGUCGGAGGAGCAGGAGAACACGUCGACGAGCGAGAGCAACGGCGGCGCCGCGGCGGACGGCGAGGGCAGCAGCGGCGGCGGCGGAAGCGGCGGGAAUGGCGCCGCUGGCGGCGGCGCAGGCAACGGCGGCGGAAGAGGAGGGGAAGGAGGGCGGGAAACAGCAGCUGGGGGGGCGGGCGCAGCAGUCACAGUCAAUGGGGCCGGGGCGGGGGAGGGAGGGGAGCGGAGGGUUGAUGUAGGGCUGCAGCGAUUCCAGAUGCUGUACACGGGGGAUACCGCGGGAGCCAAUGGGAUCAUGCCACAUCAUCCGGUGAUGGGCAUGGCGGUGCGCGGCUCCAGCGGGGACUCGUUUCUGCGCGCGCGGAUAGACGAGCAGGAGACGCAGCUAGCGCAGCUGGAGGAAGAGAACCUGACGCUGAGAGAGGUACGCUCGGCUGUACGUGGCAGAGCAGGAGGUGAAGGAGCUGCGGCGGCGGCUGGGCGAGGGGUCGGACGAGAUGGUGGAGAUGGGCGGCGACAACAGCGACGAUGAAGCCUCCUGCGCUGCUGCGGCUGCACACCAUGCCCCCGAGUGAUGUCUCGUGUCAUGUGGAC